CAACCUGAAUCAAGAAUCAAGAUGGCUGUCAGAUUUGAAAUGAAGCUGAAUGUCUCAAAAAUCCAAAAAGAGCAGAUAACUAAAUUUAUAGAAGAUCAAGACUGGAAAGAUGUUAUAGCAGAAGUAAAAGAUGUUCCUUUGAAAAGAAAAAGAAAACACAAAACAGCAAGAUGUUCUUACCAACAAAUGUGUGUAAAUAGUACCACAAUUGCAGGUGAAAUGCAACAAGAAAUAUCAGCAUCAAGUGGAGGAGCAGAUGAACCCCAAGGAACUGUCGAAAACCAGGGAAAGUGUCCCUUUUGUUUAGUGGGUCCGUGUGUUGUUAUAUCAAAUAGCUCUGCACCAUGGAUUGGUCAAGGACAGUUACCUUCACCAGAAAAUUCAGGAAUAAGAAAGGAAAUUUACAAACGUUUUUGGAAAAUAAUGGACAAUUUAGGGGUAUGGUAUACUGAGGAGUACUUGGACAGAAAGACAAAUAUAGGAGGCGGUGAAUGGGUAGUUUAUCAACGACGUGAAAUUAUGCCAAAAUGUGUCUUGGAUUUAGCAAGAUCCAAAUACCCUAAUCCUAAAGACAUCCCAUAUAUUGGACAUUAGUGGGAAUGAUGUAACAAAAACAAAUCAUUAUGUGUGAAUAUUCAGUGCAUAUGUAUUUUGAUAAUAAAAAUUCCUUCCUCUAAAACUAAGGUCAUUGUCUUUUCUCAGUGAACUGUUAUCAGAUGUGAAACCAAAACCUCAACUGUUUGGCAAUAAAUCUGUCACAAGCUGAUAAAAUACUGUAGCUGUAACAGAUCAUACAGAUUCAGUCCGGACUGAAGAUUUUCGGGG
This is a messenger RNA of Mytilus trossulus (common blue mussel), 825 nucleotides long. RefSeq lists its product as uncharacterized. The record is from RefSeq and is a predicted model, not a curated record. The transcript has 2 exons. Lineage: Eukaryota; Metazoa; Mollusca; Bivalvia; Mytilida; Mytilidae. Bases 22 to 594 code for a protein of 190 amino acids.